AUGUUUUCCAGUGCUCGCAUUACACUUCCCAAUGGGCGUAGCUAUGACCAGCCCACGUCACUGUUUAUCAACAAUGAGUUCGUGACUGGCUCUGGGUCGACAAUCACGGUGCUCAACCCUGCAACCGAAGAUACAGUUCUUGAAUUUCCUGGAGCGAGUCCUGCUGAUAUUGACAGGGCUGUUGUCUCUGCACGAGCUGCCUUUGAAGGCCCGUGGUCGGAGCUCGCCGCGGUGGAUCGCGGUCAAUACCUGUUCAAGCUGGCCGAGUUGAUUCAACGCGACCGUGAGCUUCUGGCUGCUAUCGACACUCUGGACAACGGCAAACCCUUCAGUGCAGCGUUGGAGGAGGAUCUCGAGGAAUCAUACCAAGUGUUCAAGUACUACGCUGGUGCGGCGGACAAGAUCAGCGGCGACACCAUCGAGACAUCGCCGGCCAAACUGGCGUAUGUACUGCGUGAGCCUCUCGGUGUCUGCGGUCAAAUCAUCCCCUGGAACUAUCCCUUCAUGAUGUUAGCUUGGAAGAUCGCGCCUGCUCUGGCCUGCGGAAACACCGUCGUGCUUAAGCCAGCCGAGCAGACACCGCUUUCGGCCAUGUACUUUGGCAAUCUCGUCAAAGAGGCUGGUCUUCCUGCCGGGGUUGUUAACAUCGUCCCUGGACUGGGAGCUGAGGCUGGCAAGCCUCUAGCUGAGCAUACAGACGUCGACAAGAUCGCGUUUACAGGCAGUACCAACACCGGUCGGGCUAUCAUGCGCUCUGCGGCCACCAAUCUAAAGAACAUUACGCUGGAAUGCGGUGGGAAAAGCCCCAGUAUUGUAUUUGCUGACGCCGAACUCGAUCAGGCCGUCAAGUGGACUCAUAUGGGGAUCAUGGGGAACCAGGGCGAGAUCUGCACAACGACAAGCCGAAUCUACGUCCACGAAGAUAUCUACGAUGAGUUCCUGCGCAGGUUCGUCGCCGAGGCCAAAUCGCAAAAGAUCGGCGACCCCUUUGCUCAGGAUACAACAGAGGGAGCCAUCAUCUCCAAGGCCCAGUACGACAAGAUCCUCAACUAUAUCGAGCAGGGCAAGAAGAGCGGAGCCAGACUCUUAGCAGGGGGUGUCCGUCACGGCUCGAAGGGAUACUUUAUUGAGCCCACCGUAUUUGCAGAUACAACCGAGGACAUGACUAUAGUCCGCGAAGAGAUAUUCGGACCAGUCGUCGCUAUAUCCAAAUUCAAGACGCAGCAGGAAGCCAUCCAAAAGGCCAACAAUACCUCCUACGGCCUGGCAGCAGCCGUGUUUACGGAAAAGGUGGACAGGGCACAUAUUGUGGCUCGGAAGCUGCAGGCAGGGAUGGUCUGGAUCAACUCAUCGCAGGAUUCGCACUUUGGCAUUCCAUUUGGCGGCUACAAAUCGUCAGGGAUUGGUCGUGAGUUGGGGAAAUAUGCCCUUGAUGCGUAUACUCAGGCGAAGGCUGUCCAUGUCAAUCUCGGCUCGAGGCUGUAA
This is a messenger RNA of Aspergillus versicolor CBS 583.65, 1485 nucleotides long. RefSeq lists its product as uncharacterized. The record is from RefSeq and is a predicted model, not a curated record. Bases 1 to 1485 code for a protein of 494 amino acids. Lineage: Eukaryota; Fungi; Ascomycota; Eurotiomycetes; Eurotiales; Aspergillaceae. The transcript has 4 exons. Gene Ontology annotation, molecular function: aldehyde dehydrogenase (NAD+) activity.